AUGACCAUAGAUUAUAGAAAAACCGAUAAGGCGCACGUGUGGCACCCUCUAUUUCAGCAUCAACGCCUUGAGGAAACGCCGUUAGCCGUUUUUGAAUCGGCACACGGAACAACUCUUGUAGACGCAGAAGGUCGUGAGUACUUAGAUGCGUACUCGGCACUCUGGAACGUCAAUGUUGGUUAUGGAAGGCAGGAGAUUGCAGACGCAGUCUAUGCCCAGAUACAGAAGUUACCUUACUAUCCACACUCGCAGAUUAACGUCCCUGCCACGGUAUUAGCGGAGCAGCUCGCUGCAUGUCUUCCGGGUGAUUUGAACCAUGUCUAUUUUUGCAAUAGCGGUUCGGAAGCAAAUGAAACCGCCAUCAAAAUAGCACGCCAGUACGGCAGACAAACCUAUCCGGGUGAGAAUCGCUACAAGAUUAUCAGUCGGUAUCGUGGUUAUCACGGGUUUACGUACGGCGCAUUGUCAGCAACAGGACAGGCACGCAGACGGAAGGCUUUUGAGCCACUCGUUCCAGGUUUUCUGCAUGCGCAUCCACCCUACUGCUACCGAUGUCCACUUGGCUUAGACGUUUCUUCUUGCAGUAUCGCGUGCGCUGAUGAAAUUGAACGGAUAAUUCAGUCGGAGGGACCCGAAACCGUGAUCGGGGUCAUCGCUGAGCCCAUCAUCGGGGGUGGUGGCGUGAUUGUCCCGCCAGACGAAUAUCUCCCGAAAUUGAGGCAAAUUUGUGACGAUUACGGCUUGCUCCUCAUUCUCGAUGAGGUGAUCACCGGAUUUGGACGCACCGGAAAGAUGUUUGCAUGUGAGCAUUGGGAUGUACAGCCUGACCUUAUUACACUGGCAAAAGGUCUGACGAGUGGUUAUCUACCUCUCGGUGCCUGUGUCGCCUCAACAGCGGUCUUUAACGCAUUCCUUGGCGAAUCCGAUGAAAACAAAGAAUUCUCCCAAGUCUGCACCUACGGCGGACAUCCAGUGGCAUGUGCCGCUGGUAUUGCGAAUCUCGAAAUCCUCCAAAAGGAACGCCUCUGGGAAAACUCGGAAAAGGUAGGUGCGCAUCUGCUCUCGAAAUUAGAAACAUUGCGUAACCUAACCAUUGUCGGUGAUGUCCGUGGCAAAGGGUUGAUGAUAGCCGUGGAAUUCGUCCAAGCCGAUGGCACGCAUCUCGAAACAGCAACAACCAAUCGAAUCGUGGGGCAAUUACGAGAAAAAAGCAUCAUCGUCGGGAAAUCGGACAUGCUAUUGACGAACCGGAAAAUAUCAUUUUCAUCGCACCACCGCUGA
Geodia barretti is the source of this 1281-nucleotide messenger RNA. Lineage: Eukaryota; Metazoa; Porifera; Demospongiae; Tetractinellida; Geodiidae. The record is from the annotation of a GenBank genome assembly.